AUGCAUCGAUAUUGGAAUAUUUUUACGUUGUCGGUGGCGGCUGUUAUAUUAAUAGAUGGUUUUACCAAGAUCGUACCUCCAGGAAGUAUUCUUAGCCCAAUGGACACAUCAUUUUUUCCUUCGUAUUGGAUGACUUUACCAUUGGCAUUUGGUCUUACCAACACUGAGUUUGCAAAUCAUGCUCUGCUUAAUCCAAGUAUUGUUUACUUAAUGUUUGGACCGGAUACUUUACAAAGAUCAAUAGCCAUAAAGUCCGAUUUCAUACGUAUGUGGAUGAACUUACCACUUGUAGAACCUUUAUUCAUGCCUUCCUCAAUAAAAGAAUUCAACACGUUCCAAAUCGACUCACCGAUCUGUAUCAACAUUGAUCAUCUCAAUUUUGAAGGACCAUUCGAGAGUUUUGGUCCGAUCUCUUCAGCAAAGGUAUUGAACUUUGAAUGUGAACUUGUUGCCUUUUUUCUCAUUGUUUCGUUGUACAGAGAUUCCAAAAUGGUAUUUGGCAAGCAUAAAAAUUCAUCACAAUUAAAUUGUUCUAAUAAAUCAUCAAUGCUUCAUAUCUAG
This is a messenger RNA of Funneliformis mosseae, 561 nucleotides long. Lineage: Eukaryota; Fungi; Glomeromycota; Glomeromycetes; Glomerales; Glomeraceae. The record is from the annotation of a GenBank genome assembly.